This is a messenger RNA of Conger conger (European conger), 2780 nucleotides long. RefSeq names its product E3 ubiquitin/ISG15 ligase TRIM25-like. The transcript is spliced from 6 exons. The coding region runs from base 37 to 1722 and encodes 561 amino acids. NCBI's taxonomy places the organism in Eukaryota, Metazoa, Chordata, Actinopteri, Anguilliformes, Congridae. The record is from RefSeq and is a predicted model, not a curated record. Gene Ontology annotation, molecular function: zinc ion binding; protein binding.
AGAAACUAGUCUGUCUGUGUCAGUGUGAGCAGUGAAAUGGCUGAAGGUGGAGGUUUACUGGAUCAGGACCAGUUCAGCUGUGCGAUCUGUCUGGAUCUACUGAAGGAUCCGGUGACUAUUCCCUGUGGACACAGUUACUGUAUGGGCUGUAUUAAUGGCUGCUGGGAUCAGGAUGAUCAUACUGGUGUCUACAGCUGCCCCCAGUGCAGGGAGACCUUCACCCCAAGGCCUGUUUUAAGAAAAAACACCAUGCUGGCUGAAGUGGUGGAGAAACUGAAGAAGACAGGACUCCAAGCUGCUCCUCCUGCUCACUGUUGCGCUGGACCUGGAGACGUGGCAUGUGAUUUCUGCACUGGGAGAAAGCACAAAGCUGUCAAGUCCUGUCUGGUGUGUCUGGCCUCUUACUGUGAAACUCACCUCCAGCCUCACUAUGAAUCUCCUGCCUUUAAGAAGCACAAACUGGUCAAAGCCACUGAAAACCUGCAGGAGAAUAUCUGCUCUCAUCAUGACGAACCGCUGAAGAUUUACUGUCGUACCGAUCAGCAGUGUAUCUGUUAUCUGUGUACAAUGGAUGAACACAGAGGCCAUGAUACAGUCUCAGCUGCAGCAGAAAGGACUGAGAAACAGAAGCAGUUGACACAGAGUAAAUUCCAGCAGAGAAUCCAAGAGAGAGAGAAGGAGCUGCAGGAUCUGAGACAGGCUGUGCAGUCACUCAAGCACUCUGCACAGGCAGCAGUGGAGGACAGUGAGAGGAUCUUUACUGAGAUGAUCUGCUCCAUUGAGAGAAGGUGCUCUGAGGUGAAAGAGCUGAUCAGAGAUCAGGAGAAGGCUGAAGUGAGUUGGGCUGAAGGACUCCUGGAGCGACUGGAGCAGGAGAUUGCUGAGCUAAGGAGGAGAGACGCUGAGCUGGAGCAGCUUUCACACACAGAGGAUCACAUCCAUUUCCUCAAGAGCUGUCAGUCUCUCUGUGCCCCUCCUGGACCUGAAGACUUACCCAGCAUCACUGUCAGUCCACGUGUUCUUUUUGAGGCUGUGACGAAAUCUGUCUCUGAGCUGAAAGAGCGACUGGAAGAUGUUUUCAAGGCGGAGUUUGUCAAAGUUUCUGGAAAAGUGGGAAGAGUCCAUAUUGUUGGCCCUGAAGAGCCCAAGACCAGAGAGGACUUCUUACAAUAUUCCUGUCAGCUCACACUGGACCCCAACACAGCGCAUGACAAGCUCCGUCUGGCUGAGAGGAGCAGAGAGGUGACCCGUGUGAGAGAGAUCCAGUCAUAUCCUGAUCAUCCAGAGAGAUUUGACUACUGCUCCCAGGUGCUGUGCAGAGAGGGUCUGUCUGGACGCUGUUACUGGGAGGCUGAGUGGAGAGGAGAUGAUGAUGAUAAUGAUGAUGAUGGGGUUUAUAUAGCAGUGACAUAUAAAGAGAUCAGCAGGAAAGGGUGGGGUUAUGAUGCUGCUUUGGGAGGUAAUGACAAGUCCUGGAGAUUGCGCUGCUCUCCCUCCUUUUACUCAUUCAUGCACAAAAGAGAGGACACUGAAAUCCCUGCUCCCUCCUCCUCCAGAAUAGGAGUGUACCUGGAUCACGGGGCAGGAACACUGUCCUUCUACAGCGUCUCUGACACAAUUACCCUCCAGCACAGAGUCCAGACCACGUUCACUCAGCCCCUCUAUCCUGGGUUUGGGGUUUAUGGGUGUGGAUCUUAUGUAAAACUGUGUGAUCUGGGUUGAGUCAGAAAGUGAAGGGAAGAUCAGCUGUAAUUAAAGAGAGGGAAAACAGUGAAAUGAGAUUUACAUUGAUAUGCAGCUUCACAAAACUGAUUUAAUAAGAUAUGGUGAAGUUACUGUUGUGACUCCAUUUUGAUGAUUUAGGAGUGCUUAAUGGAUGAUUUUUGAGACGCCUUUAGAAGUAUUACAUCGCUGUCCAGGGCAUUUAGUGCUGCAGCACCCAGGCUCUGGAAUGACCUUCCUGGGUGCAAUAGGACUGAAUCCAUCCAGUCUCAUUAUUAUUCUCAUUAUUAUGAUGAAUAUUAAAUGCAUUUUCUUGAUUGAAAGUGUCAAUCUACGAUUUCUUCGGUUGUGGUGGAUUAAGCGCCCCCCCAUGGUGACUGGUGGUCAUAACAGGUCUCUUCUACAUUUCAUUUCCCAGAGUUCCCUGCUCUCAUACAGCCUUCUCACACGUUCCCUUUGUUCUGAUUGUCGGUGUGGGUUCCUUUUUUCAGUGACUUUUCUACUCGUACUUUCAUCCAUUGUGGUAAAGGAUGUCUCACUGGUCAUCACUAGAGAAAUGGCAGUGAUUGUGGUAAAGGAUGUCACAAUGGUCAUCGCUAGAGAAAUGCCAGUGGGAUUAUGUCUCAAAUAUGAUAUUUGUUCUUAUGAAGAAAUCAUAGAUUGCCACUUUACAAAAUCCCUGUAACUGCCAAUAAAACUGCUGUAUCUAAUAUAGAAAUAUCCUGCAUUGUGCAGGAAAACUGUCUAGGCCAAUCAAGAGCCUUUUUUCAAAGUAAACUUCUUUUUUUUAACCUCCAGAAAAUUAAAAAUCCUUAUUUUUAAUUUUUUGGUGGAUUUGGCGACAUCUGUGGUGACUGGCUGUCACAACAGGUCGUUUUUCACACUCCAAUUACCAAAUAUGAUUCAAAUUCCAUUCAAAAUUAUCACUAAGAGCACAUUGAAAAGAUUGCCUAGAGACAACUAACAAUGUUUUCUGACUGUAAUAUUGAGUAAUAUAUGAAAACCUGAUUUAAAGACGCUUUUAACAAAAUUGAAAAUAAAUUAUUUUUGAAAAGUGA